Lithohypha guttulata is the source of this 1137-nucleotide messenger RNA. RefSeq lists its product as uncharacterized. The transcript has a single exon. The record is from RefSeq and is a predicted model, not a curated record. Lineage: Eukaryota; Fungi; Ascomycota; Eurotiomycetes; Chaetothyriales; Trichomeriaceae. Bases 1 to 1137 code for a protein of 378 amino acids.
AUGUCAAAUGCUCUUGACCUACCUAGCAGCUGGCAACCCCAGAAAGCCCUUACUAUCAUCAAGCCGCACAGCUCAGCACCGUCAACAAUCAGACCACACACUCCGACCCCGAUGACUGUAACUCCUACAGGGCCUUAUGUCAAUGUUGAGAAGUAUUACCUGGAGUUCUUUCUUAAGCAGACAGCCGCUAUGGUGAGCAGAUCUAGUGCUGCUCCAUACUUCUGGCACACUCUUGUUCCUCAAGCAGCCUGGGCUUAUCCUAGUGUUCGACAUGCUAUGCUGGCCGCAGCAAUGUCGUCUGAAUCGCUGGUGAGACGAGACAGCGAUUCCGCCACUGGUAAGCGUAACCAGCUACAGGUCUUGGAUCACGCCUCGCAAGCCGUGCAAGCUCUUCUUCUCAAUGACGUUCCGAUCGAUGUCAUCUUGUUGACUUCUGCAACACUGGGUAUACUGGAGCUGUUUCGUGGAUCUUGGAGCACCGCUUGCACUCAUGUAACCUCAGGAGCAAAGCUUGCGAAACACACAAAAGCAGACAAAAUGCAUGAGCCACAUAUCAAGUUCUAUUGUGAGGCCUUUGCAAGCGCUCUCCCUACUGUCUUAUCAAGCAAUCAGACCCAAGAUGUCAGACCUUCCCAGCACGAGAGUUCCGUGACAAGGCUAGUCGAGGCCGUAAAGAGCUUACGGCUCGGUCUGCAAGACCUUACAGAAGCUGCAGACAAAGUCGAGCACCACAAGGGAUCAGACAAGACUCAGAUUUUGAGCAUUCUGAAAAACGCAAGAGUGGAGACUAAAUGGAUACUACAGCGCUGGGAAAUCCUCUUGCGCGAAGAGCUACACACCACUUCACCACUAGAUGUGGAUUCUCAGCUUCACAUUCCUCAAGUGGCGUCUCCCUGGUCCAAUGUCAUAGUCAGCCUCGACUCUUACCUUGACCAGAGGGCCGACUUUGAAGUACGAAAAUUCGAGGUCGCCAUGGGACGAACUCUUCCCUUCUAUAUGUUAGCGAAAUCCGGCCCGCACAUCAAAAUGCGUGAGGAUGCUGUAGAGCUCAUGUAUACGAGCUCCAAGCUACGUGGUUUGACAAAGACAACUUCAUUGCCUUAUUCAAGCAAUCAUCUGGUGAAGGACGAAGGUUGA